Molecule: messenger RNA, 4314 nt
Organism: Caenorhabditis remanei
Lineage: Eukaryota; Metazoa; Nematoda; Chromadorea; Rhabditida; Rhabditidae
Exons: 19
Coding region: 1-4314 (1437 amino acids)
Biological process (GO): intraciliary retrograde transport
Cellular component (GO): ciliary basal body; axoneme; intraciliary transport particle A
Molecular function (GO): protein binding
Source: RefSeq, a predicted model, not a curated record
AUGUCAGUGAAACCAUUAUUAAUUGAAUGGGCACCACAUUGUGGAUGGAUAUGCGUUGUCACCCCGAGUGAGACACCAGGAGAAACUAAUGUCGCCUUCACGGAUUAUACGGGAACAAUCAAAGAACCAGGUCCCACAAAACCUGGAGUUGUAACUUGUGUGAGAUGGCAUCCGAAGAAACAAUUCGUAGCGGUCGGAUGGAAAGAUGGAGGAGUAUUCUUUGUUCCGAAAGGAAAAAAUGUUUCUCACACUGUGAUAGAGAGUUAUCCGUUUCCAAAUCAUGGUGUGGAUUGGAGCCACGAUGGAACUAUUCUGAUGACCCUUCAUAAUCCAUCAUCAGUCCACUUAUACAGUUAUCUUUGUAUAGGAGAGGAUAUAUCAACGUCGAAUCUAAUGCAAAUAGAACUGAACGAUCAAAUCACAUUGUGGUGUAAGCGGUUGAGUUAUGAAAAACACCGAUCGAGUAGAGUGUCAGAAGAGGAUAGUGGAGUAGAUGAAUCACCGUUUGGAUCAAAAGAGUCAUUAUCAGAUAGAAGAGAUGAGAAGAGUUUGGUACCGACUGGCACGGAGUUUUUGUUUGCAAGCAAAUCUGGAACCAUUUAUGGAGUGGAUAAUGAUAAACAGAAGACUAUUCAUAAGCUUGACUCGGAAAUCCUUUUUCUCGGAUAUUGUGAUGUGAUUUCAAUGAUAAUUGCAUUUACAAAAGACUGUUUCAUAUUCCAUUUGGCCAAAGGUCCAACAGAGGGAAGAUGUGCAGAGAAAGUGAAAGUGAAACUAGGCGGAAAGGCGGAUAAAUACUAUCUAGAACUGAAUGAUGGACUACUUGUAAUGUGUUAUGAAGAGAAAGAAAUUCGAGUUUGGGAUUUAGUUAGAGAAGAGAACGGCACAAUUGCAUUAGAAACGAGCAAAGGAUUCCAACCAGACGAGACAAUUAAUGUAGUCACAGUGAAUGGGAAACGAGGUGUGAUAACAGCGGUUACUAGUCUCAACAACGUCGCCGAAUGGAAAAGAAAACGGGUAGAUACUAACAUCGAGACUGCUUGGAAAUUGAGUCCACACACGCCAAUAGAAAGCCCGAUAACACUAAUCCGUUGGAGUCCAAUUCUGAGCGCAUCUGCCGCUAUAACUGAAGCUGGCAUCCUACUCCUCGGAGAUAAUUCAUUUACGGUCAAAAUGCGUGGAAAAAUGGCUGCUUGUCAGACCAGUUCGAAUAGUUUUACACUUCUUCAUGCUACAAGUGGAGUCUCUCAAGAAUUGAAGUUGUCCAUUCCAUCGGCAAAAGGAAUAUGUCUCGGAGAGAAGCAGCUUGUCGUUUGGAACGAUGAUACGGUGGUCACUUAUGACGUUCAAACUUCUCUUGCAACAAUACAAUGUACUUCUUUUGCGUGUGUUACAACUUCUGUUGCUAUCGUCAAUCAGAAUUUGUAUUGUAUUGAGAAAGACAAGAUAUAUGCGAGAACACUCCAAGGGACUCUUCGACAAGAAAUCUCGUUGCCGGAAAUUGAAGGAGAUCCGGAUAUACUGGAAAUUAAUCGAUGUUGGAUGGCAGUGGCAACAACAAAUGGAUUCAUUCGAAUUUAUAAUCUUAGUUCAAAGGAUGCACAUCAGGAGCACAAUUCAAAAUAUAUUGUGGAGAAUGUUCCCAACUUUUACAAGUUUAACACAAUUAAAAUCAACCACACCGGAACUAAAGUUGCCGUCACUUAUCUAGAGGAUGUCUCAACAGUUGCCGAACGCCUUCUUGUUUAUGAUGCUGAACUGGAUUCAGUCUCCUACUUCUCAUUCGACCGUGGAAUGACGGACACUCAAGAAUAUGAAACACAAGCAGAGCUGGCACAUACAAGUAGUGGACGACCAGUUACAGCUGCAGCACGGAAAAUGGCGAGAGAGCAAUCUCGUUUUCAAAUGAUGAAUCAUAGAGCAGGAGCACUUGAAUGGGAUGAAAAUGAUGCGAGAUAUCUGGUUGUUGAAUGUAUUCAUGUUGAACCUGAAUCGACAGAUCAAAGAGUCCUCACUUGCUUCGUUACAUCAGAGCAUGGUAUUCAGUUACAAGGAAUGCAACAAAAAAGUAUUCAUUGUGGAAAACUGGUUUCCGUUUCUGUCCCAAACUUCUAUUUCGUGAGAAAGGCUGGUUGGGAUGAAGAUGAUCAUAGAGAUGAGAGAACAAUUGGAAAGACUCUUGUUGCUAAAUGUCUUCGAGAGUUUUUGGGAAAUGAGAAUUGUGAUGAAUCCACUAGAAAGGCCAUGAUGGAUUUCUCCUUCUACUUGACAAUCGGAAGUAUGGACGCCGCAUUCAAAGCUAUCCAGUUUAUCAAGAGUGACAGUGUCUGGGACCAUAUGGCAUCAAUGAGUAUCAAAACUCGUCGUCUUGACGUGGCAAUGGUCUGUCUCGGGCACAUGAAAAAUGUGAGAGGAGCACGGGCGGUCAGAAGAUCUAUGCAAAACGGAGAGAAUGAUUCAAUGAAGUGUGCCGCAUUGGCAAUUGAACUGAGCAUGCUAGAAGAAGCUUUGAUCAUUUACGCCCAAAACGAAAGAUAUGAUUUGAUGAACAAACUCUAUCAGUCUCAGAAUAUGUGGUCGGCAGCAUUUGAAAUAGCUGAAACAAAAGAUAGAAUUCACUUGCGGAACACUCAUUACAACUAUGCAAAGUUUCUGGAAGGAAAGAGAGAUCAAGCAAGUAUGGAAGCUGCAAUUGAGAAUUACGAGAAAGCAGGAGUUCAUACGUUUGAAGUUUUCCGAAUGCUGAAAGAUUAUCCGAAACAAAUCGAGCAAUACGUUCGUCGGAAGAGAGAAGAGUCUCUCUACAGUUGGUGGGGAGCUUAUUUGGAAAGUGUGGGCGAAUUAGAAGGAGCUCUGAGUUUCUAUGCAUCUGCAAAGGACUAUUACUGCAUUGUUCGAGUGAAGUGCAUCCAAGGGAAAACAGAUGAAGCCGCACGACUUGCAGAGGAAUCAAACGACAAAGCAGCAUGUUAUUUAAUUGGAAGAAUGUUUGAAAACGAUGGAGAUGUUGUGAAAGCUGUCAAGUUUUUUACGAAAGCUAGAGCACUUUCAUCUGCAAUUCGUUUGGCUAAAGAGCAUGAUAUGAAAGAUAGACUCGCCAAUUUAUGUCUGAUGGCAGGGGGAUCAGAACUCGUCAGUGCUGCCAGAUACUACGAAGAUCUUCCGGGAUAUGCUCACAAGGCAGUCAUGUUGUAUCACAAAGCAGGAAUGAUUGGAAGAGCUUUGGAUUUGGCAUUCCGAACAGAGCAGUUCAGUGCUCUUGAUUUGAUAACAAAGGAUCUUGAUGCUGGAACAGAUCCGAAGAUUUUGAAAAGAGCAGCAGAGUUCUUUGAAAACAAUCAAAAUUACGAGAAAGCUGUGAACUUUUUGUGUUUAGCAAAGGAAUUCGGCGGCGCAGUGCAACUCUGUAAAUCGAGAAAUGUGCGGGUGACUGAUAAGUUUGCGGAGUUGAUGACACCCACAAAAGAUGACAUGCCUAACGCUCAAGAGAGGAAAAGAGUGCUGGAAACUGUUGCAGAACUGUGUCUCCAACAGGGUGCCUACUCAGCAUCUGCGAAGAAAUUCACUCAAGCUGGAGAUAAACUUUCAGCAAUGCGAGCUCUUCUGAAAUCUGGCGACGUUCAGAAAAUCCGAUUCUUUGCAAAUACUGCUCGAAGCAAAGAAAUCUAUAUACUGGCUGCCAACUUCUUACAAACAACUGAAUGGCAAGAUAACCCACAGACAAUCAAAGAUAUUGAGACCUUUUAUACAAAGUCUCAAUCCUACGAACAUCUCGGAAACUUUUAUAAAUCUGUAGCGAUUAUCGAAGCAGAGAAUCUGAGAACACUGGAAAAGGCAAUGAGUGCUCUCCAGAUGGCAGCUGUCUGUGUUCAAGAAGCUGAACAGAAGAAUAUGGCUUCGGCUGGUAUCGAUGCGUUGACGGAAGAUAUCAAGAAAUAUGUGAUACAGUUGAAGAAGUUGAUGAGUAUUUUGGAAGUAAUGAAGAAUGACACAGCUGAUGGGAUGCGUCAACUGACAACCCUCGCAGAAGAAUCUGUUGAAGAUGACAUCGUUCCGUGUACCAGACUCUUUGCACUCAUCAUCGUAGAUCAUGCAGCAAAAAAGAAUUGGAAACCUGCGUACAGAGCAAUCACUGCUUUGCUCAAGAAAUGUCCAAAUGUGGAUUUGGAAAUCUUUAUUGAUUCUUCCACAUUGGACAAGGUUUGCGAUGAGAUGAGAAUGGAAAGAGUGACGAAGAAAAAGAAGGAAGAAGUGGAAUCAGAUGGAGAAGAAGUCGACUUCUCUCACUCAUUACGAAGACAGAAUAUUAGUUGA